ACGUGUACUCACAUAAUAUAAGCUAGGUUCGAUUCCCGGAGAGACAGAAGUGAUCUUCUCCUAGAACCAGAAACACCUAAGUUCCACUGAAGGUGAAACAUGAAGAUUUUGGUUCUAACGGCGUUUAUCGCCGCCAUCGCACUAGGCGACCCCAAGGCAGACGUCAACCAGAGCCAAUGGCCAUGGCAGGUCGGCAAGCUAUACCGAUACGAGGUCGUCUCCACUAACCUGGCCCGACUCCAGGAGGGCCAGAGCUCCGGGAGCGUCUUUCGAGCUCGCUUCCUCAUCCGCACCGUGGCUCCCGGCAUCCUCCAGGCCAAACUGGAAGACCCACAACAUGCAAUACUCCACCAAGACAUCCUCAACAUCCGAGAACUCCCUCAAGAUCUCAAAUACAAACCAGUUCCCAAACUGGACGAACUUUUUGAGAUCACCGUUCAAGGAGGACGCAUUCUCUCCCUAACUCUGCCUUCAGCCUUCACUGUCCCUCAAGAGAACUUGCUCAAAGGUCUAAUUGGUACUCUGCAAGUAGAUUUAUCUACUUACCGCGUCAUGCACAAUGUACACGACCAAUAUGACAAGGACACGUACCAAGGCCAAUUUAGCAAGAUGGAAACUGACGUCACAGGUGACUGCAAGACUCUGUACACAAUUUCACCAGUUUCUUCGGAAUGGCGACGUGAACUGACACAUUUACAGCCUACCAGCGAUCCCAUUGAGAUUACCAAGAGCAAGAACUAUGGUCACUGCCACCACAGAGUUGCGUAUCACUUCGGAGUGCCCAAAGGUUCCGAAUGGACCGGCACAGCCCAUAAAUCGAACGAGGAACAGCUUGUGAGACGCUCGACUGUAUCACGUAUUUUGGCUGCCAAGCAGGGACCCAUUUACAAAGCGGAAACCACCAGCACUGUCCAGGUAAACCCGCUUUUAUUCGGCAAACAAAAGGGUGAAGUACUCAGCUACAUACAAAUGAACCUGGUUGCAUUCGAAAAAGACAAUGAAUCUGUAAAUUUGAACUGGCCAAAGACAGGUCGUCGCGCUGUGCGUAACCUGUUGUACUCCGUGGGCAGUAAACCCAUUGCCAUUCACGAUAGCUCUUCAUCGUCUUCGUCAUCAGAGUCCGAUGAACACGAGUAUGCUGAAAUAAAUGCCGUUAACCCUAGGGUACGUCGUUCACUCCAAAAAAUCGUGGAUGUAAAACGAAGUGAUGAAGACUCCAGUUCGUCCAGCUCUUCCAGCGAAUCCUCGGACCGAUAUGUCAACGACGACCUGCCCACUAACAACGAGCCAGCAUAUGCUGCUCUUUACAUGAGCCCACAGCCGCGCGCUGAUAAAAAACAGAACCCAAUGAAUGUUCAGAAACUUGUUCAAGAUAUCGCUCAACAACUGCAAAACCCUAGCAACAUGCCGAAGAACGAUUUCCUCGCCAAAUUCAGCAUCUUGGUCCGCAUCCUUGCAUCCAUGAGCUUCGAGCAAUUGAGCCAAACCAGCCGCGGUAUGGAAAUUGCCAAGACUGCAAACAACAUCGUCAAGUCAGACAUGUGGAUGGUUUACCGCGACGCUAUUGCCCAAACUGGUACUCUCCCCGCUUUCCAAGAAAUCAGGAACUGGGUCCAAACCAAUAAGAUCCAAGACGAGGAAGCAGCUCAGGUCAUCGCUAGCCUUGGUGGUUCUCUACGCUACCCCACGAAAGAGAUUAUGGUUCAGUUCUUCAACCUGGCAAUGAGCGACAAUGUGAGACAGCAACCGUACCUAAACAGCACUGCUCUGCUUACCGCCACCAGAUUCAUCAACCAGGGCCAAGUCAACAACGAAACAGCGCACCAUUUCUACCCCACGCAUAUGUAUGGCCGUCUCGCCCGCAAGCAUGAUCCGUUCGUGUACCGGGAAAUUCUGCCUCGUCUGUCUCAGGAGUUGAGGCAAGCUGUCCAACAAGGCGACAGCGUGAAGGCUCAAGUGUUCAUCAGAGCCAUUGGGAACUUGGGACACCGUCAAAUCCUGCAGGAGUUCACUCCUUACUUGGAAGGUCAAGUGCCAGUGACCACAUAUCUGCGCCGUGAAAUGAUCAACUGUUUGGACGUCCUAGCUCAUCAACAUGACAAGUUGGUUCGUACUGUGCUUUUCAAGAUCUUGAAGAACACGGCUGAGCCGUACGAAGUGAGGGUUGCAGCUAUCCAUAACAUCCUGAUGGCGCGCCCGACUCCGGCUAUGAUGAUGGUCAUGGCUCAGAUGACUCACACUGACCCCGCCAUCCACGUGCGCGCGGCUCUGAGGUCUAGCAUCGUAUAUGCAGCUCAACUGAAGAACCCUCGCUACAUGGACCUAGCAAGGACGGCACUUGCUGUUAAAUGGAUGCUGUCUAAAGAAGAUUUAGGAGUGCAAUAUUCCGGCAAGAUCCUCCAAGACUCCUUCAGUGAUGAAUACGAACUGGGCAUCAUGAGUGCUUUAACCUACACUGGCAGUCGGGACAGCCUAUUCCCUAACUUCUUGAAGUAUUCCCUAAGGAGCAAAGCAUGGAACAACGCCAACACCAUCUCAGCGUCUUUCUCGAACGUACGCCAGUUCAGUAAUUAUAUUGAAGAGCAAAUUAGAAAGAUAUACAAGCCUAGCUUAAAAUCAGAACCAAACCAGCGUUUCUCACCAGAAAAGAUCGCUGAAGAACUAAACAUCAAGCGCGACGAUCAACAGCCUUUCGCAGCAUCUUUCUACGUCGAUAUUCUAAACCAGCAAAGAUAUUUCAGCUUCAAUGAUUACGAUCUUCAGGAACUUCCUAGAACCAUUGCCCAAUACUUUUCCAAACUCGGUGCUGGUAUCGAUAAGCACUACACGAAGGUUCUUAAUCAAGCUCAGGUUUCUAUUAUGUUCCCUGUAGCUACUGGUAUGCCUUUCAUUUACAAGUACAAAGAGCCUACAGUUAUUCAUAUGCAAGGUAAAGUUCAAGGACAAGUUCAAAAUGAGAAGAAGCUGGAUGCGUCAGCUACAUUAUCCAAAGAAAUCUCCUUCACUUAUGCUAGAAAUCUUGAUGGAAGCCUCGGAUACAUGGACACUCUUGUGAACCAGUACAUCAGUGCUGGGGUCGUCAACAAACUACAAGUUAAUGUUCCUGUAAAACUGGAAUUGCAAAUGAAAUCUGGUCAACUUAAGAUAACUUUGGACCCUCUGCAUCCCGAACAAGACCAAACUAUCUUGCAUUACAGCGUGUGGCCUUACACUGCAGUUCAGAUGAAAGACUCUCUAGUAACCAUUUCACAAGACCCUAAUACGAAACUUAUCACUCGUCCUCACAAAGAGUCGGUGAUUGACACCAAGUUUGGCAAGACUUUAGGCAUCGUUUUCCAAUUCCAAGGUUACUCUUACUCGUCAGAUUACAAAAAUGUCGGAAACUUGUUCAACUCUGCUGAUUGGCUUUCGAAUAUUGCCUUUGCAUCAAAACAGAAGGACAUAGCCCUAACUCAUUACAACUUGAGAUAUCUUGCUAAACAGAGUCAAAACAAACGAAUUUCUCUAACUGCUGUUUAUGAUGGUUAUUACAACUUGAAAGAAAAGGCGCAAGAAGAUUCCACCCCAGCUAAGAUCGAGGAUGCUACCCCCAAUAGCGAGGCUCGUCGCCAACAACUUGUGAAACGCGUAUCAUCUGGCAUCAAUACUGCUAAAGCUCAAGUUCUUGACGUCAGUGCAUCUUUUGAAGGUCUUCAGCCGUCAAACUACGUUUUUACUUACGCUAUGGCUAGCAGCUUGGUGGACACUAAAAUACAAUACGCUUUUUAUGCUGUUAGAAACUCACCACAGGAACCAGCCAACAACCAGAUCAAUGGGUUCGGAAAAGUUGUUAAGCCUGAAAUAUGGACCAUGAACUUAUUGGAAGCUCUUAACAAGGAAAUGAAAACUAUGUUCGAGGCUAAUAUCAACUAUGGUCAAAAUGGCAAUGGACAUAUCAACGUCCAGGGUCACACCGAACGUACAAAGGAAUACGUAGAACAAAUAAGGAAGCAUCCACUAACCAAAAUGUGCGAGGAGGAGAUGACCCAUAACAACUUGUACCUAGAUUCUUGUAUGAGAGCUGUAGUUAUAGCUCAUGCUCCUAAUUACAUCAAAACAUCAGUUUCUUAUAAUGACCUCAGCCCUGCCGUGAGGAGCAUGUUCUACCAGGCAUACAAAAUACUUGAACACUUUGGUUACUGGUAUACUGACGUUAACCCCAUGAAGGUGACUGCUGAUGGAAAACUUGAACUGGAAACUAAGAUCUCAUACUUUGAGAAUAAACUUAAUUUGGCUCUGAAUACCAGAUUAGGUGAAGUUCGCGCCAAGAAUGUGCCUAUUCCAAGGAUGUCUGCUGGAGCUUUGGCUAUUUACACACCUUUUAGAACAAACGAAAUUGUCAAAAAUUAUUAUACUAGGCAGCAAUAUCAACCAUUCUGCACGAUUGACUACAACGCAGUGAGGACAUUCAGUAACCGUAAAUACCAGUACACUCUGAGCCCAUCAUGGCACGUGGCGAUGCAUCACGAUGGCAGCAGAGUCAACGACAAACUGACGGUACUCACCAGAAGGCCCAGCGUAAUGCAGCAAGAGUUAUAUAUUGCAUACAAGGCCAAUAAUGGUAUGCAUUUGGAGAUGGAAGUUCAAGCAGUUCCCGAAGGAAGUCAGAAAUAUAGAGUGAACGUAAACACCAACGCCAAGAAAAUAUCCGAGGGCGCGCUCACUAUCUACUACGAUGAGUUGGAACAGAUUCCUCUGGUUCAAUACUACACUGGCGCGGAUGGAGUACUCCAGGUAUUUAUGAAGGAAGAUCGUCUCCGUGCUAUGUUUGAUGGCCAACGCCUGGUUCUGCUCUCCAGUGAAGAACGCAAUAACAAUAGGGGCAUUUGCGGAUACAUGUCUGGUUCCCCAAGAUACGAUUAUCUCACUCCUUACGGAGUAGUUGAUGAACCCCAGCAGUACGCUGCUUCUUACACUCUUAAAGAUCAAAGUGACCCAAAGACGGAGCAAUUCAAAGUAGAGGCCCAGAAACAGGCUUACCAAUUAAAAAAUAAAUAUACAGUCAUUCUCCGAACAGACGAUGAAUGGAGUGACAUGAUGCACAGUCACUCUUCUUCGUCAUCGUCUAAGGACAGUACCCAUUUCAAGAAUGUAUAUAGAUCAAGGAGUUACUUAAAGGAGGACAACGAAUGCCAGGUACAGCAGCAAGUGCAGUAUUAUGAGAAUCAUGGUGAAAUUUGCAUAAGUAAUGCCCCUGUACCCGCUUGCCAGUCUCACUGCCGUGGUACUGAAUAUAAAGUCCAGUAUGUGCAGGUUAUUUGCCGACCUAAGAUCGACCAGCUAUACAUCUCCUAUAGGGACAUGAUCCGCCAAGGAGGAAACCCGAAGGUUGAUGGUGAAACUCAGAUUAAACACUACAGAGUACCAACCUCCUGCGUAGCUUAAAUUUUAUCCAAACAAACGGCUCAAAACAAUGGUAAAAUGAUUGUAAUUAUUUGUAUCUGUCAAUAUUUAUGUAUGUAUUUUAAAACUUUUGGCAGUAUAUUUUAUUAUUAUAUGUAAUUGAAAUUCAUAACUAUUUGUGUAAAUAUGUGUAUGUAUUAUUUUUCAUUUCUUAUAUAUACAGUAUAAGUAUUAUUAUAAAUGUAGAAUAGUUAUUUAUAAUGAGCAGAGAAAAAAAUAAUAAAAAAAUAUAUCUACUGAUUGAAAUAAUAAA
Messenger RNA from Plodia interpunctella (Indianmeal moth), 5695 nucleotides. It is a transcript of the gene Vgn, whose product is annotated as vitellogenin-like. The transcript is spliced from 7 exons. The record is from RefSeq and is a predicted model, not a curated record. NCBI's taxonomy places the organism in Eukaryota, Metazoa, Arthropoda, Insecta, Lepidoptera, Pyralidae. Gene Ontology annotation, molecular function: lipid carrier activity. Bases 100 to 5424 code for a protein of 1774 amino acids. Gene Ontology annotation, biological process: lipid transport.